This is a messenger RNA of Coniophora puteana RWD-64-598 SS2, 1835 nucleotides long. RefSeq names its product FAD/NAD(P)-binding domain-containing protein. Gene Ontology annotation, cellular component: mitochondrial inner membrane. The record is from RefSeq and is a predicted model, not a curated record. The transcript is spliced from 4 exons. Gene Ontology annotation, biological process: heme biosynthetic process. Bases 1 to 1641 code for a protein of 546 amino acids. Gene Ontology annotation, molecular function: protoporphyrinogen oxidase activity, oxygen as acceptor. NCBI's taxonomy places the organism in Eukaryota, Fungi, Basidiomycota, Agaricomycetes, Boletales, Coniophoraceae.
AUGCACUCCCGUCUCUUGCUUAGGAGUGAGCUCCGACAGAACAUAAGCAUCGCUAUCCUAGGAGGUGGAAUCACAGGACUCUCCUCUGCCUAUUAUCUUAACCGUCGCUUCCCGAAUGCACGCAUCACUCUACUCGAGUCAAAUAAUAGAUUUGGCGGCUGGAUACAAAGCUCGCGGCACGACGUGCCCCUGCAUAAUGCACCUGGGCAAUGUGCCAGCGUCCUCCUCGAGUCAGGCCCACGCACCCUUCGUCCUGUUUCUAAACCCGUUCUCGAACUGAUAAACUUGCUCGGACUCCAGGAAGAGCUCCUCAUCGUUCCUCGCGACACACCUGCGGCCAAAAACCGCUUCCUCCACCUUCCAGGUACAACUGGUCUCGUCCGCCUACCCUCCUCCAUGGCCUCCGCUCUCGCCUCACUCCCUUCAUCUCCGGUAAUCCGCCUCCUCGCCCGGCAAGCUCUAGCCGAGGCAUUCCGACCCGCCAACUCCAAAGUGUUGGCGCUAGAGGAUAACGACGAGAGCAUGGACGAUCUGCUCGCCCGUCGCCUCGGUCCAGAGGCUGCACGUAUAUUCGGCAGUGCAAUGAUCCACGGUAUAUAUGCUGCGGACUCUCGUGGCCUUAGCGUCGCUGCAGCAUUCCCGAUGCUCGCUGCCGCGGAGAAGCGUGGGCAGGGAAGCUUGGUGCGCGGCAUGUUCAUUCCAGCGUCGAAGGCGGAGGAGGGAGAAGUGUAUGAAUUGGGAGAUGUGCAGGAGAUGAUGAAGGGUGCCUCGGUCUUCACGUUCAGAGAGGGAAUCGGGGCGCUUGUGAGUGCGCUGACGAAGGACCUGAAGACUGCUCCGCAAGUAGAGAUUCACACAGGUGUCCAAGUGUCUGGCAUCCGGCCGUCAGAAGAUGGCUUAUUCGAGAUAUCAACACCCAAUUCUACGCUCACCGCCUCACACGUCGUUAGCGCCCUCCCGCUCCCCGCUCUCGCCUCUUCCCUUUCCCUAUCACCCACCAAUCAACAUCAGCUCACUCACCUCACCGCCAACACCGCCUCCAACGUCGCCGUCCUGAACCUUGUCUUCCCAGCCUCACACCCCGCUCUCCAGGCCAUUCCUCCCGGCUUCGGCUACCUCGUCCCACGCCCGGAAGCAGGGUACGCAACCUCGCCACCGAGCGACACCGACCCCAACGCCGUCGAACGCGCCAUCCUCGGAUGCGUAUUCGACUCGUGCUCCUCGGGCGAGCAAGACGCGUCUCCAACGCCGAUCGUCAAGCUAACAGUCAUGCUCGGCGGGCCACAUCCACUGCCUCCGGCACUCGCGCCGCCGCCCGGAGGCGCACAGACGCUCAGCGAGGCGCUGGAUCCACGUAGCGAGCUCACGGCCAAGGUGCUGCGCGCGCUCGAGCGGCAGCUUGGGAUCGGGAAGGAGCUGCCAGUGCCGAUUCAAGUGGUGCUUCAUCGGCAUAGAGAUGCGAUCCCGACGUACAGGCCCGGGCACGUCUCGCGCAUGAAAGAGCUGCAGGAGGCGCUGGAUCGCGCACCUUGGAAUGGGCGGCUGGCGGUUGUUGGAGCAGGCGUCAGUGGUGUGAGUGUCGGAUCAUGUGUGCAGGCCGGGCGAGAGGUUGGGAGGAGAUGGGAUCCAAACUUUGUUUGAAAAGGGUGAAUGAAGUUGAGUAGAGAAUAUUUUACAUCGCAAGUUCCAGACAUUACACCGUUCGUAGAGCUACAGUAUUAAUUCUACACCGAUCAAUCAAGAAAACAAUCACAAUCCGCAGUCGAAUGAAACAGAAAACAACAGAAGCCUAAGAAAACAUCCACAAUCAUUGUCCCUUCGGAUACAUAAAUCAU